Molecule: messenger RNA, 1596 nt
Organism: Darwinula stevensoni
Lineage: Eukaryota; Metazoa; Arthropoda; Ostracoda; Podocopida; Darwinulidae
Source: the annotation of a GenBank genome assembly
GGGAGCUUCUCCAUGGAGAUAGCUGGAAUUGAAUUCUCCCACUUUUCCCUGUAUUUGUUGCAGGAAGGGCAAAACUGCUCAUACUGUUUCAUCUAGGAAAACAGAGACUUUUCUUAUAUUGUGCAUGUUCCUUCCGUCCUUUGGGAUCUGCAUGACCUGGGAGUCAUAAAACAGAGGGUCACCAUGACAAAAAGUGCAAGGGCCAAGAAGCUGUCAAAGAAGGAAAAGGGGAAGGUGCAGUUUAAAGUUGGGAAACCCCUUCCAAAGGGGAAGAACGUGACUGACCUCAGCUUCAAGGCCAAAAAACUUGUCAUUCUUCAGCAGCAUCAAGAUCCCAAUCAUCUCCUACCUGUCACCAAGAAGAAGCAAACACUCAAAAACUUACUGAAGUUGUUGGUUUAUCACAAUGCAAAAGCUCGCAUUGAGGCAUUGCAAGGCAUGGAAGAACUCCUUCGAGACUCUCCUUGGCAUGUCAAGAGCAACUCGGUGGAGGUCAUCGAACAGUCGGCAUUCCUUGUCAAUGACCGCGAAAACAAGGUCCGCAAACAGGCAGUUUGCUUUUUUGAAGCUCUCUUGCCACUUGUAGAGGAGAGGGCGUUAGAGCCACUGUUCCCCAUUCUUACGGCUCACCUGAGCUGUGGGAUGUCGCACCUGGAGCCGAAUGUCCGCUUUGACUCCCUGGCCCUGUUUGACGUGCUUCUGGAUCAUCACCCCUCCCUCCUGGUGCGAAACACAUCCUUGGCCCUAGCCUUCCUGAACCAGAUCUCACGGGAGAAGGACUCAGUCUCCAAGUCCAGGUCGCUUCACGCGAACCCCUCCACGUCCACAUCUGGGGUGCAGUGGUAUGCACGGGUCCUGCACCGCCUCCAGCGAUUCCUCUUUCACCUCUGGACCCUCUGCAAGGAACGGAGUCGGGCCGCAGCCGGAUCUUCCGAACCGAUCCGGACUCUCCGUUGGGAAGAAGGGACGCCUCUGUUCAUCAUCUUGCCAGAAGAUUUUCCUGUGCCUAUCCUUAAUCUCACCAAGAAGGGAUAUCAGGAGAAGAGGAGCAUCUUUGAGGACCCUAUCCAAUGCAGAAAUUACAUGGAUGUCCUCACUCCACUCCUGAUCGAGAUCUGGACCGAAAUCCUUGGCCUUGCUAUCAAGAUCAUGGACCGAUUAGAACUGCCAGAGAAUCAUCUUCCUAUGCUGGAGUGGUGGAAGAAGUUGCAUGGGGCCCCCGUGGAGCGAAAACUGAACGAGGAGAUCCCUUACUGUGUGAGUGAACCCAGAUCGAAGCGGAAAGACUCCCGUUCCUUGGCCCCUCGAGGACUGGAGCUAGACUUGAAUCUGGCUGCUGCCUUUCUCACCUCCAUGCUCGAGCUUCCAUCCGCUUCCCAAACCGUCUCAUCCAUCGAAGGGGCAUUGGAAGAGGGCUAUCGAAGCAAAGAGGUGAUUGAGUUCAUCCUCAACUUGAAUGGAGAGUGGCAGAAAUGCCUCCUUCCAGCAGCUCUCAAGAGGGUCAUUGCAGGUGCAGAAUGCGAUGACGAGGAACGGGAAGCCCUCUCCAAGUUCCUCGUGGCAAGGGUUCUUGCCGACCCCCAUCUGCUCGGGUGA